UCAGCUGGCCAGCCCCGGCGGGUCAAAGUCCGCUAAUCUCUCGUCUUUGCGGCGUAAAGAUGGCGAAUGUGGUGCUUGAGUUUAAGGCAUCUGCCGGAGACUCUGAGCCCCAAAACCGCCCGGUGCUUGUCGUCGGACAGCUAAGCAACCUCCAGCAACUCUCUUGGGCGCAAGUGAAGGGGAAACUGCAGCCAGUCGUCAGCAAAGAGACCUGGCAGUCCGCCCUGAGCACCCUCAACCCGAACCCGACUGACAGCUGCCCCCUCUACCUGAGCCAUGCCACCGUCGCGGCCCUGCCUUCCCGCGUCAGUCGCCACAACAGCCCCUCCUCCGCCCACUUCCUCACCCGCCUGCUCCGUACAAGCCUGCCUGGAGGAGCCAGCCGCUGCAUCCUGAUGGUGUGUGAGCGGUCUGAGGUGUUCGCCUCGGCCUGUGCCAUCGCCCGGGCCUUCCCCCUGUUCUCCCGCCGGUCUGCGUCCUCCCGUCGGACAGACAAGAAAACGGUUGCCGUGGAGUUCAUCACCGUGGGCCAGGACAACGGACCCCUGGAUCUUACCACACUGGAGUGCCUCUCCCAUGCAGCAGAUGGCGUGAGACUGGCAGCACGCAUCGUGGACACCCCUUGCAAUGAGAUGAACACCGACCACUUCCUGGAGGAGAUCAAGGCAGUGGGGAACGAGCUGGGCAUCACUCCCACCAUCAUUCGGGGGGAGGACCUCAAGCAGAAGGGCUUUGGAGGGAUCUACGGGGUGGGGAAGGCGGCGGAACAUCCCCCGGCCCUUGCAGUACUGAGUCACACACCAGAGGGCGCCACUCAGGCCAUCGCCUGGGUGGGCAAGGGGAUCGUGUAUGACACGGGCGGACUCAGCAUCAAGGGAAAGACCACCAUGCCCGGGAUGAAGAGGGACUGUGGUGGAGCGGCAGCCAUUCUUGGAGCCUUCAAAGCGACUGUCAAACAGGGCUUCAAGGACACGCUCCACGCCGUCUUCUGUCUGGCGGAGAAUUCAGUCGGACCCAAGGCCACCCGACCCGAUGACAUCCACACCCUCUACUCUGGAAAGACCGUGGAGAUCAACAACACGGACGCUGAGGGCAGGCUGGUGCUGUCGGACGGGGUGGUCUAUGCCAGCAAGGACCUCUCUGCUGACAUCAUCCUGGACAUGGCCACCCUGACCGGGGCCCAGGGCAUCUCCACUGGGAAGCACCACGCGGCGGUGAUGACCAACAGCGAGCAGUGGGAGGCGGCCUGCGUGCGGGCGGGGCGCAGCAGCGGGGACCUGGCGCACCCCCUGGUCUACUGCCCCGAGCUCCACUUCAGCGAGUUCACCUCCGCCGUGGCGGACAUGAAGAACUCCGUGGCCGACCGUGAGAACGCUCAGAGUUCCUGUGCUGGCCUCUUCAUCGGCUCCCACCUGGGGUUCGACUGGCCUGGGGUGUGGGUCCACGUGGACAUCGCCUCUCCCGUACACGCGGGGGAGCGUGCCACCGGGUUUGGGGUGGCGCUGCUGAUGGCCCUGUUCGGCCAGGCCUCCGAGGACCCCCUGCUCAACCUGGUGUCCCCCCUGGGCGCCGCCCACUCCCCGGCUCGCGAUCCGAUGGAGCGCGACUGCAAGAGGAGGAGGCUGGUCUAACGCGGGUUCCCCUCCCCUGACCUCCACCGGUGCCCCUCCCCAACCUCCACCCUCGUUCCCCUCCCCUGACCUCCACCGGUGCCCCUCCCCCGACUUCCACCCCCAU
Anguilla anguilla (European eel) is the source of this 1737-nucleotide messenger RNA. RefSeq names its product aminopeptidase like 1 (gene npepl1). The record is from RefSeq and is a predicted model, not a curated record. Lineage: Eukaryota; Metazoa; Chordata; Actinopteri; Anguilliformes; Anguillidae. Gene Ontology annotation, biological process: proteolysis. The coding region runs from base 60 to 1631 and encodes 523 amino acids. Gene Ontology annotation, cellular component: cytoplasm. The transcript is spliced from 12 exons. Gene Ontology annotation, molecular function: manganese ion binding; metalloaminopeptidase activity.